Messenger RNA from Diachasma alloeum, 1130 nucleotides. RefSeq names its product mucin-2-like. The record is from RefSeq and is a predicted model, not a curated record. The transcript has a single exon. Lineage: Eukaryota; Metazoa; Arthropoda; Insecta; Hymenoptera; Braconidae. The annotation marks the transcript as partial. Gene Ontology annotation, cellular component: extracellular region. Gene Ontology annotation, molecular function: chitin binding.
UGCUGGUAGCUGUGAUUGCACUGUUCAGUGCAGUGGCAGCAAAAGAAGAUCCAACCCUUGAUUGCAUGAAACAGUGUCCAGCGAUAAACCCCAACAAUGAUGUUUAUUUCGUGCCCCACCGAAAUUGCUCUCAGUUCUGUUCCUGCAACUAUGGAACAGCCUACAUAAUACCCUGCCCAAAGGGUCUCUAUUUUUCGGAGAAGCAUAACACCUGCACCUGGCCCCGCGACGCCAACUGCAAAACUGCCCGGCAGAUUGACGAACCCAUUGCAUUCCUGCGUGAUCAGAGUCCAUUCGAUUAUAGAUCAUACAGCCCGUGCAUUGGAAGCUGCCCCGCUAGCGAUCCACCUCAUCUAACAGUGAUCCUGGAGCAUCAAGAGUGCGGUAAAUACUGUAAAUGUGUCAAGGGAGUUCCCCAGGAGCAUAAGUGCCCGUUGGAUUUACACUACAGCCCAGUGUUGGGAGUCUGUACUUAUCCAGGUGAAGCCAAGUGCCCAAGAUGGACUACACCCAAGCCCACACCACCUGCAUGUUGGUGCCCUGGUACUGAUACGUCUACACCAACUGUGACUGUAACACAUACUGCAACUGCAUCAAGUACUGCAACUGUAACUGUCACACAUACUCCAACUAAAACAACAAUCCCAACUGUCACCGUCACACAUACUGAAACUGCACCAACAACUCCAUCUCUAAGUGUCACACAUACUCCAACUAAAACAACAAUCCCAACUGUCACCGUCACACAUACUGAAACUGCACCAACAACUCCAUCUGUAACUGUCACACAUACUCCAACUACAACUACAAUUCCAACUACGACUGUCACACAAACUCCAACUAGUACAAUAACUCCAACUACGACUGUAACAGUGACUCCAACACCAACUAAUACACUUCCUCCCCCUGGGCCGACACCUCACCCUGAUGCGAAAGGAUGUAUUGGUACCUGUCAGUACGUUAAUCCUGUGGACGUAGAGCAGCUCCCCCACAUUCACUGCAGUAAAUUCUGCAAGUGUAACUUUAUGGAACCCGUGGUGUUCAAUUGUGAAAAAGGCCUUCACUACAAUCCUAUAAAACGAGUCUGCGAUUACCCUGGGAGGGCUGAGUGCACAGGAAUUAAGGACUAA